Molecule: messenger RNA, 3266 nt
Organism: Protopterus annectens (West African lungfish)
Lineage: Eukaryota; Metazoa; Chordata; Ceratodontiformes; Protopteridae
Exons: 9
Coding region: 101-1534 (477 amino acids)
Biological process (GO): homophilic cell-cell adhesion; heterophilic cell-cell adhesion
Cellular component (GO): adherens junction
Source: RefSeq, a predicted model, not a curated record
UAAAUUACACCAUCUCAUCUAUGUUUUCUUGCCCUGAUGUGGAUCAUUUCCCCAUCAGACCUCUCUCUGAUAAGAUGCAAUAAGUGUUCUGGACUUUAAAAUGGAGAUUCAAAGUUGGAUAUUCUGGACAGCAGUUACUUUACUGUCCCUAAAAAAAGGUGGAGACAUUUCUGCUGUUGAGAUAACUCAUCAUCAAGGCAACAGAGGACAAAUCAAGACAAUCAGCUGCAGAAUGAAUUUGCCGGAAAGCAAGACUUAUUCAGUGCAAACACUGAUGUGGCACUACAGCAGAGAGUUUGCCAACAAACCUCAUCGGCAACUUGUGGAAUCCAAAGAUCGAUUCUCAACCUCAAAUGUAAUGUACAAUAGAACAGUGCACUUAAAAAUCCAUAGUUUAAAACUGAGUGAUGCUGGGUUUUAUUACUGCACAGUCUCCCUGAGACCCACUCCAUACAGAAUGGCAUUAUAUCACAUGCCAAAUAUCACAGAGCCUGAGUCCAUCAUUUCAGCUGUUUGUACUGUGCAUUUGAGUGUACAAGCUCCUCUACAGAAAAUCAAAAUUUCUCACACUGGGAGCCUUGUGUUGAAGAAAACAAAGAAUCUUACCUGCAUGGCUGAAGAUUUCUUUCCAUCUAACAUCCAGAUGUUUUGGCAAAAAAAUGGGUUAAUUCAAAAUGACACUAGUUUUCAGAGCAACUGCACAGCUGAAGGAACUUGCAGAGCAUCUGUCAUCCUUAAGUUUCAGCCUCAGCUUGAAGAUGAUGGACAAGAGCUGGUAUGCAAGGCAUCACAUUUGAAUGGCUCAUAUUCAUCUGUUGACAGUAUUACCAUUGUUCUUGAGUAUGCACCACAGAAUUUAAGUAUGGGAACUAUUAUUUUAGAAGAUGAUUCACUUCAAAUAUAUUGCUCUGCAAAGAGUAAACCAGUUGCUUCUAUUACCAUAUAUCAAAACAAUGAUACAUUUCUUGUUCAUGGAAGAGACAGUUAUGUGCUAAUCGUUUUGCAUCCUUCUGAAUGGAAGACUGGAAAUAUAUACACCUGCAUUGCAACUAACCACUUAGGAACUUCUAAUGUGAUGAUUCAAGAAUCCAUAGAAUUGAGUGAAGGAGCUUCCAUUGGUUUAUCUCCUAUGUUUGUCAUCAUAAUGAUUGUCAUUGUUGUUCUGGUGCUGGGAGCUGUGAUGGGACUAACUCUCUACAUUGUGCGCCAAAAAAGACGCAGAAGAAAACAAAUUGAAGAGUCACAAUAUAUGGCAUUGUCUUCAGGCAAUCAAAGUCACUAUGUAAGUAUGAAGAACGUUGAAAGAAGAGACUCUCCUUGGCCUGGGAGCAGCAGACUGUCUGGGCAGAAGGCACUGUCUACAGAUGAUCAGAGUCAGUAUGUGACCAUGAAGACAGUAGGAAAAAGAGGUUCUCCCUGGUCAGGAAGCAAGAAGUUUUCUUUUCGGAAGAAGGAAGAAAAUGUUUCUGGCCAAUGCUUUUCUUCAGAUCCCAUUUACUACAAUAUCAUUCAGCCUGGACUUCCAAAGAUAUAAAGAGGUUUUACUCCAAUAUCAUCCGGUCUGGACUACUCAAAAGUCUAAAGAGAUGUUUGGCUGUCGUUUUAUCAAAUUUCAAUGCUGGUAUAGCUGUAUUUGUUUCCCAUUCCUCAUGUUGUCAUCACCUUUCACCCACUUGAACAGUAGACUGGCAUCAGGCCAUGGAAUUAAGCUGUCCAUGCACUGCUAAUGCCUGGCUGUACACUUUUACAAUGAGACACCGACUGGGUAUACAAGAAGAAAUGCAUUGAAACCAGCUGCUAUGCUUUCAAGCCAAGCAGUUAUCAGCCUUGCAUGAGAUAUAGAAAACAAGGCAGAACUAUAUGCUUUAGUCAGUGGAAGUGAAGUUAUUUGUAAUGAUGCCGUAGUUAUCUACCACUUUGAUUAUUAUUUUGUGUAUAAUAUUAUUCAGAAUUUUAAGAUAAAAUUUAGUAAGCAGAAUAACAAGUCUUUAGUGAAACAGAAUUGAUGCAGUGAUAUAGAACUGAUGUGUUUUCAUAUGAUCUGUUGUAGCCAUUCAUGCUGUGCUAAAUUUUGAUAACAUAAUUCAGUGUCUUCAGGAAACUAUGCUCCCUAUUCCUACAUCUUCACAUACGUACUCCUGCUUUGCUGUGCAAAUAACUAAAUCACUGCAUUCAUAUCAGUCCACUUAACUCACUUGCACAGUAGUGAUCUGCUAAAUUCACUGUAUAAGCCUGGUAAUGAUUUUGGUACACCUUGGCUGACGCUGCUGGGAUGUGGGGUCUGUCCUAGCAAUCAGAGACCCCAGGAACAGGAGAGUUUUGUCCCUGGAGAUACAAUGAAGACAGAAGGCAGAGUUAGUCUUUGGUUAAACUGAGAGUGACAGAAAAGAUGUAGAGAGAAAGUGAAAUAAAAUCAUGGAACAAGGCUCCAGGUGCCAUAUAUAUUAAAAGUACAGUAUAAAAGCAUCCCAGCAAAUUAUAUUAUAACUUUCUGAAUGACAAUAGCAAGGGUCUGAAACAUGCACCAUUUUUCAAAUAUUGCCAUAUUUAUUUACCAAGCUGCCCAUUGACUUAGUACAGAAUUUUCCAUCAGGAUUUUACGAAAUCAUUGCAUAUAAAGUUACUGUACUACACAUCUUGAUGUGAUGUUGCCACUCACUAAUUGUGAGUCUUGUGAAAUACACAGAGAAAACAAUGUUUGUUACAGUAGAACACACAAUUUACUGCAUGAUGGUUAAAUCAGGAAAUUAAUAAUUAUGGUUAAGACUGAUGUCACCCUAAAAUCUGAUGUUGUGCAAUACCACAAUACUUGUUCAUUCUCAAGCAUGUAUAAUGAAACUAUAUUUACUAGUUACUCUGACAUACUCCUCAAAAUGUUGCGGCCGUCAAACCAGUUCUUACACAUUGGUAUAAUUUGCUGUUUCUAUAUGUACUCUGAAAGCAUUGUUAUUUUGCAAAUCACUCUAUAUUUAUAAUUUUUGGAGUAUAUUAAGUAUGUCAAGAUGUAGUUAAAUAAACACCCUAUACCAUAAUGGAUGCAUUCUGACACAUUUCACUUUCUUUUACUAAACAUUAGGAAAGUAAUGUAACAUUUUACUGUGAGUUUUAUUAUUUUUAUUUUUUGGUGCACAGUAAAAUAAUUUGCUGUUAAAACAGAGCAUCAUUUUGUGAUUUAUGUUUUCUGUAGGUUUGUGCUAUAGGCCAAAUUAUACUAGUUAUCCUUUUUAGAAGGAAAUUAUUAAACUGACAGGCUCUAUUAAUAACAA